Messenger RNA from Astrephomene gubernaculifera, 3319 nucleotides. The record is from the annotation of a GenBank genome assembly. Lineage: Eukaryota; Viridiplantae; Chlorophyta; Chlorophyceae; Chlamydomonadales; Astrephomenaceae.
AGGGCUUUAGGGUCACCAGGGUGUCUUGAAACGUGUCAGAGUGUAGAAAUUGUAACAUAUUAGGCAAAGCUGUGCCGCCACCUUGCGACCCGGAGACCGCGACUUAGCCAUGCAGACGACAAGGGCCUCGAUGGCCCUCUCAAAGCCGCAUCGGCUGGUUCCCGGCAUACCAGCGCGCCUGCCACUGGGCUGCUUGCGGACUCGGCCGACCCUUCAUCCCAUUCACGCGGCUGCGCCUGUGGAGCAGGUCCCAGUUGAGCCCGUCGCUGCUCUUGAAGAAGAGGAGGAUCGUAGCACGAAGGCGUUCCCCUAUUAUGUACCGAAGGACCCGGCCCAGCAGCUUCUGUCCAGCAUCCCGCUCGUCCUGCUUUAUCCUGGAUUUCUAGCUGCUAUUGGAGCAACUGGAUUUGCAGGCUCCCUUCUGGGUCGUGCAGCGCCAGUUGAACCAGGCGCCAAGGACAUCACAUCGUACGGCACAGCGGCUGUAGCAGCAGCUGCAGUUGCGUACGGCUGCGUGAUUGCAAAGCGCAAGCGCGAUUCGGCGUCCGUCGUAGAUCUGUACAACACGCUCGUGGAUCUUCCGGACGCCACGGAUCUCACGCCCCAAACCGUCGCGGAGAUCGGAUCUGCGUACGGCAUCAACUUCCAGCGUGAUGAGCUGGACGGUCUGAAGCGCAUCUACGGGCAGUUCCUGGAGAGCGUCAUUCCCACCGGGGAUGUGCAGCUCAAGGGUGACGAGGCGGCCCGCGUGUCCGCCUUCAAGGAGGCGCUGGGACUGGCGGACGAGGACGCGGCGCCGGUGCACAUCGAGGUGGGGCGGCGGCUGAUGCGGGAAGGCUUCGAAACCAAGGACCGCACGCAGCUGUUCGAGAAGAAGAAGGCCUUCCAGCGGCUCAUCUACGUGAGCCAGGUGGUGUUUGGGGACCAGAAGUCCGCCUUCCUGCUGCCCUGGCGCCGCACCUUCAACCUCAACGACGCGCAGAUAUUCGUGGCGCGACGCGACAACGCGCGCGCCAUCUUCCGACAGUUCCUGGAGGCGCGGGGCGGGGAGCUGCCCGCGGAGAGGCACUUCCUGCGGGAGCUGCGUGAGAAGCAGGUGGCCAUCCGGUUGAUGGACGAGACGGCGGCGGAGGUGGUGCGGGAGGCGGCGCGCAAGACCAUCGAGCGGCACGUGAUGCGCGCUAUUGAGGUGUCCAAGGCCACAGGCAAGGCCCGCGACAUCACGCUGCUGGUGGAGGAGAUGGAUGCGGUGUUGUCGUACAGCCGCAAGCUGGUCAAGUACGGCAGCGAGGACGAUCUGGUUUCGGGGCUGGGAAUGGUGACGCUGCACGGUGGGGCGCUGGAGGCGGAGGGGAGGAGCCGGGAGGUGAAGGAGGUGUUCAGGCUCUACCUGGAGGAGCGUCUGGCUGCUGCGGGCGAGUUCAGUUCGGAGCUGGAGGCGGAUGUGGGGCAGCUGUCCACAGUGCUGUGCCUGGGGGCGCGUGAGACGGGCGCGCUGCGGGACGAGGUGGCGGCCAAGAUGUACCGCCGGCUGCUGAAGGAGGAGGUGACCAGCGGCAGGCUUGACGCCGCCGCCAGCCCCGCCACGGUGCUCCAAGCGCUGUGCGACCGCCUUCACUUCCGGCCCGAGGCGGCGCUGGAGCUUCACAAGCAGCUGUACAAGGCAAAGAUGGGGGCGCUGCUGGAGGCGCGGCGGGGCGCGGGCGGGCUGACGGAGGGGGACGCGGAGGAGCUGAAGCGCAUCCGGAGGAUCCUGUGCCUGCCCGCGGAUGUGGUGAAGAAGGUCCAGCGCGAGACCGCUGGCAAGCUGUUUGAGGAGCUGGUGGGCGAGAUCUACCUUGCUGGCGCCAAGCCGCUGGGGAGCUACGAGGGGGAGCGGCUGGAGCGGGCGCUGAAGGAGUUGCGGCUGGACAGCGAUGUGGCGGUGGAGGUGGUGGCGCAGAUCACCCGCGAGCGCUUCCGCACCUACAUCACCCAGGCGCAGCGCGAGGGCGGCCGCGACCGACGCGAGUUCGCGUCCUGCAUCAAGAAGCUGCUGCAGUUCAACGCGCUCAUGGUGACCCCGCUGUUGGAGCGGGUCAAAGGGGUGGACGCCGCCAAGAAGGAGCUGGCGGAGAUGCUGGCGAAGGCGGCGGAGGCGGCGGCAAAGGAGGAGGCUGCUGAGGGUGGUGCCCCCGCGCUGCCCGCCCCCGCCACCUCCGCCCCCGCCGCCCAGUCGCAGGAGGAGACGGUGGCGCAGGUCCGCAAGGCCAUGCAAGCCACCCGCGGGGAGUUCAGCGAGGAGGAGCGCAAGGCCCAGAAGGAAAUCACCCUCAAGGACGACCUGGAGGCCCCCAUGCGCUCCGAGAUCUACAAGAACUACCUGAUGUAUUCCAUGAGCGGCGAGACGGUGGAGCUGCCGGUGGGGGGAGUCAUCCGCAAGAAGAGCAAUGCGCAGGCGCGACAGGCUGAGAUGUCCCGCCUCUCCUCGCUGGCUGACCUUCUGGGUAUGAGCGGCGCCGAGGUGAUGUCGGCGCAGAGCGACCUGGCGGAGCAGGCGUACAAGGCGCAGGCGCAGGAGGUCAUGCGCAUGGGUCCGCUGAACGAGGAGAAGCUGGCCUACCUGGAAGACAUGCGCGGGCAGCUGGGGCUGAGCAAGGAGGUUGGUGACAAGGUGCUGAAGGCGGCGCGUGUGGAGGUGUACGGCAGUGCCAGCGCGGCGGAGGACGGCAAGUGGAGCAUAGAGCGGGUGCUGGAGCUGCACAAGAACGGCGGCAGCAUUGAGAACUUGAUGGAGGAGGUGACGCGGCGCAACCUGUUCCGUAGGGAGGUGGCGAAGAAGGUGCAGGACGGCACGGGCGAGGCUGACACGUCCUACUACCUGCAGACCCUGCCCACGGCCCUCGCGCUACCAGCUAACAAGGUCCGCCUGAUCGUGAAGGAGGAGGUGGGCAGCCGCAAGCGCAUGCUGCUGGUGCAGGCGGUGUCGCAGUGGCGCCAGCGGCGGCUGCGCGAGGCCGUCACCAGCCUCAACAACCUGCUGUCUUGCGUGGCGCUGCAGCCCGAGGAGCACCCCAUUGCGUGGAAGGAGGCGGGGGAGCUACAGGAGGUGUACGGACUGUUCUGCGUCAAGGAGGAGUCGGAGGCCAAGCGUGCCGCUCUGCGAGCCGUGUUGGGUCUGAGUGAGGCUGAGGCGGGCGAGAUCGCCGCUACUGCCUCAGUGGAUGGGGUACCCAAGCGGGGAGGGGGCGCGGCGGGCGCGUUGGCCGCGGAUGCUGACGAUGAUGACGAGUCAUUCUUUUGAGCAGCAGCAGGAGGAGCAGGAGGAGCAGCACGAGGA